AGACCCCUUCUUGCUGGCCGUCGCUAUGCCAAAGCGGGUUCCCCUCCAGGGGCCAUUCGAGCAUGUUUUUCGACUGGCAGGAAAUUGCAGGCCAAGAACCAGAUAUAUGCAUCGGUCCGUAAUGCCGAUCAGUUCCAUACCUACCAGCUGCUAUCCGCCUCCUCCCGGACGCCCCUGAUCACUCUCUGGACGACAUCAUGGUGUCCGACCUGCCGCACCAUCGAGCCGCUCCUCCAGCGCCUCGUCGAGUCCGGCGUCGGCGAGGCUGAGGGGGGAGUCGGCUACUGCACCGUCGAGUACGACGCGCCCGACGUCAUGUCUGCGGGCCUCGGCCUGUCCUACAUGAUCAACUCUGUGCCGACCCUGCUGAGCUUCGAUGCCCAGGAGGCGCAGGUCAAGACCAAGGUGUCGGACGGGAGGCAGCUCUCCGAUCGCAGCUUCCUUGAGGAGUGGAUCAGGAACGAGGCCCGCCGGCAUGGCAACCGUGGAGGAGGUGGC
Phialemonium atrogriseum is the source of this 498-nucleotide messenger RNA. RefSeq lists its product as uncharacterized. The annotation marks the transcript as partial. The transcript has 2 exons. The record is from RefSeq and is a predicted model, not a curated record. NCBI's taxonomy places the organism in Eukaryota, Fungi, Ascomycota, Sordariomycetes, Cephalothecales, Cephalothecaceae.